Sebastes umbrosus (honeycomb rockfish) is the source of this 3490-nucleotide messenger RNA. Its product is annotated as glutamine-rich protein 1-like. The record is from RefSeq and is a predicted model, not a curated record. Lineage: Eukaryota; Metazoa; Chordata; Actinopteri; Perciformes; Sebastidae. The coding region runs from base 245 to 2482 and encodes 745 amino acids. The transcript has 12 exons.
CGAUCAGAGUUACAAAUUGCUCCGCUAUUGGUUGUAGGGUUUACUGUUGUAAGAUGGCGACCCUGCGAAAUAUGAGUUGUUAGAAGAAAAAGAACAAAACUACAGCUAUCUAUCUAACGAAAAAUAAAGAAAAGUAAAGAAUAAAGCAACCAUAGGGAGACGUCAGAGGCACUUCUCGUUGGAAGAGGAGCGACUCGAGACUCGGCCAAUUUGAAGAAGAGAGAAGAAGACACUGUCAGCAGCAAUGAACAACUCCCUGGAUGGCACAGGCUCCUAUGAGGAGCUUGUGAGGCAGAAAGCUCGGAGCAUCCCUCAGCAUCGUAUGAAGGAGUUCUUGGAGUCCCUGGCCAGCAAGGGCGCAGAUGCCCUGCAGGAGUUCGGCCAGCAAGUCGGAGAUAACACGACCACCACCACCACUAUGGUCUACCAACAAGAGGCUAACUGCAUCUACACAGACAGCACAGAGGUGGCAGGGUCAUUGUUGGAGCUGGCUUGUCCGGUUCAGGUGCAGGUCCAGCCGCAGCAGCAACAGAUACAGAUACAGGAGUCUCAGCAGCAGUCUGUACAACAAGAGCAACAGAUAGUGCAGGUGCAGAUCCAGGGCCAGCAGCACGGUCAGAUGCUAGGUCAGGUCCUCCAAGUGCCCUCUGGCUCCCAUCAACAGCUUCAAGGUGUGACUACUGCACAGCUGAUUCAGCCUGGGGAACUCACCGAGGAGCAGCAUCAACAGCUGCAAGCCCAGUUGGUGGCAGCCGUUGCAGGAGGACAACAGAUCCAAAUCCAGACAGUGGGGGCCCUCUCUCCCACCCAGCAGCAGGACAAUAUUGAGAGGAGGGUACUGGGAACCACUGUUGCCACAUCACAGGGAGCAGGUGUCCUCCAGCCAGCCAAGAAGCGCAAGGUUGACAUGCCCAUCACUGUUUCCUAUGCCCUGCCUGGUCAGCAAGUGGCCACAGUCCUGGCUAUCCCUCAGGGACAGGGCCAGCAGCAAAGUUACGUCUCCCUGCGGCCGGACCUCCUAACUGUGGACAGCUCCCACCUUUACAGUGCUACAGGCACUAUCACCAGUCCCACAGGGGAGACCUGGACAAUCCCUGUUUAUUCUGCUCCUGCUGGUUCCGGAGGCCGCGAGCAGGUCACCCACAUUGCCAUCCCCCAGGAGGCCUAUGGAACAGUGCAGGUUGCGGGGCCAAACACUACAACAAUGACUACAAUGCCAACACAAGUUACUAUUGAAAAUGACAAGCUGAAAAGUCAAAGUCAGACAGCACAGGCUGUUUCCAGCAUAACAAGCUCUGGGGUAAUGGGAGGCCAGGAAGAAGUGGUGCACACACUGGCUGCAAACACGCUGUUCCCAGCCCAGCUGAUGAAUGGAAACAUCCACAUCCCAGUGGCAGUACAGGGCUACCCCAACGCUACACAGUCCCUUAUCUGGGAUCCACAGCAGCAGGUGCUGCACACACAGGGGCUAUCAGGGCAGGACAUACAGCAGCUGCAGGGUCACACAGUGGUAGCAGAGAUAGAUGGCCAAGGCCAGCAACAGGUGCAAGUGCAGGAGCUUCUGCUUCCUGCCACUCUGAAGCCAGAGGAGGGUCUGGAAGUGUGGCGGCUUUGGGCUCAGCGGAAAAACGCAGAGUUGGAAAAAUCAGACAAAAAUAAACUUGCCCCAAUUGGCCGACGCCAGGCACUGCGUUUCCAGGAGGACUUGGUGUCGUGUGCAGUAGCUGAGCUCUGCAUGGGUCUUUCUUUGAUGACAACAGAGGCUCGGGGGUUGGAAGAGGAGUCUUAUGAGGCUGAUGUUCUCUACUAUGUAUUUCUGUGCAUACAAAAAUAUCUGUUUGAUAACGGUCGAGUGGACGACGUUUUCUCAGAUCAGUACUACACUCGCUUCGCUCACAGUCUGCACCAGAUCAUGGAGCCUUGGGGACCAUCUAUUCAUCCGCUAGGUUAUAUAAUCCCCAGUCAUGUGACGGAGGAGAUGCUGUGGGAAUGUAAACAGCUGGGAGCUCAUUCUCCCUCGACGCUGCUCACAACUCUAAUGUUCUUCAAUACCAAGUAUUUCCACCUGAAGACAGUGGAGCAGCAUCUAAAAGUGGCCUUUUCUAAGGUGCUGAGACACACCAGGAAGAGUCCCAACAACCCCAAAGACAAGAGCACCAGCAUCCGAUACCUAAAGGCAACAGAGAGGUUCAUAGGACAGAAAGUCACAGAUGACAUGUACUCCGAGCAGCUGGAGGACCCAGAGAACCCGCUGCGAUGUCCCAUCAAGCUCUACGAUUUCUACCUCUUCAAAUGUCCGCAGAGCGCUAAAGGUCGCAAUGACACCUUCUACCUGACUCCUGAGCCCGUGGUGGCUCCCAACAGCCCCAUCUGGUACUCGACUCAACCAAUCCCGAAAGAACAUCUGGAGCAGAUGCUCGCCCGCAUCCUCGCCAUCCGCGAAAUCCAGGAAGCCAUUAACAUGUCGGAGAGCGUGCACUAGUUGGACCGGAGGACAAUAAUCAAUGGACUAGACUUUUCCUCUUUCUCUUCACCAAGCCUUUGAUUGCUCAUUAUCAGUAGUUUUCUGUUCUCUCACACCCUCUUGUGGUCUUAAAGGGUGGCAUGUAUAUGUUUAUAUUCAUUAUGUGUCAGCAUAUUUUACAUUCACGGACUGUACAUACAACCAUUACAGCUAAGAAUUUGUCUUAUUGAGGCAAUCUCUCAACCUUUUUUUUGUUUGGCCAAAGGAUGUAGUGUCUAAAUUUGUAUUGGACCUGAACUCUAAUUUAAAUGUUAUUUUAACUGUUGGUUCUCCCUACCAAUAGUCCCUUCCACAUUUAGUUUUAAUCUGUAAUAUAUAUCAUAUAUAUUUUCACUGGGGUUGGCCUGCGCUAUGCUGCUCUUCACAGACAUCCCUCUUUGUUGCUCUACUUCCCCUCAUCUGCCUUGGUCACUGUUUAGUGUCACAGUGAAUACCUCAGUGGUAUUAAGACUGCAUUAAGUAGCCAAACAUAGGCUAAAAGCUAAUAUUCAAGUUGUGUGAAUCCUCCCUUUUUGUUUGUGUUUCACUCGUUUGUCUUCACACACCGAACUUUGGAGAUGACUCGCUUGCUUGCUUGUUUGCUGUUGGACCAGCUCAGCAGCAUCGAAUCACAUCAGGACACAGAUUUCAUUGCAAUACAGUGUCGAACUCGCCCUGCAGCUACUAGCACUUGCCACACGGUGGAGACGUGGCAGAGGGAGGGCGAAGGAUGCUGACUGCUGCUGGAUCCUCCGUUCUCUCUCCUGUUGUCCAUCACAAACUCCAAAACUCACCCGAAGAGGGUUCUAUUGUAUCAUACAUGUUUAUUACAUGACAAAUGAAAGACUCUAAGAAGUGGGUAAGCCCUUUUAUGUUCUAUAAUGUAUAAUACUCAUAGCUCCUUCAUGUACUGUAUUGGGUUUCAGUCAUCUAAGGAGAAUGGCAGUGCCUGUGUGUUUUUGAAACAUGACCUUUUUUGUACAGCCA